AUGUUUGAGAAAUACCAGCCUCCUCGCAGCUACGGCAGCAGCGGCGGUGCCCUGAGCCUCACCGGGCUGGAGAGCAUGUCCGCGGCCGAAAAGACAGCGCGUAUCAUGGCUGUGGCGAACGACAUGGCAGCGUCGAUAAUAUAUAUCGCCAAACAAGCCGAAGCCGGCAACCUAACCAACCGCCAGAUCAUCCCGAUCUAUAACUUCAUCGACAGCAUCCUGGGCCUCGAGCGCAGCCAGACGAAGAGCCUGAUGAGGGAGCUGGAUAAGCAAGGGUCGCGAAUCGCGUUGAUGGAGAAACAACACAGCAGGGACAUCGAGGAGCUGACCAAGUGCGCAAUGGAGACAAUCACGCAGAUGAAGGUGAGGAUCGCGCAGCUAGAGAAGAACAGCACCAAGAGAUGGAAGCAGAAGGAAGAGGAAGAACUCGUCGGCGACAAGGAAACGCUGCUGGGCGGCGCGCAGGAAGUUCGUCGACAGCUGGGAAUUGCAAGACGCUGGUUGGCGCGGCGAGGACGGGGCGAAGAGUUUUACCUCGGCAUCUCGAGCGGCCGGCGGCCCCAGAAGGAAAAACGCAGCAGAGGGAGGCAGAGGCAGAGACGGUGGAACCAGGUCGAAAUAAUAUUAUUCCAGUCAACCCCAUAUCUUUCCUCUGUUUCUGCUGUGUCUGUUUCUGACCAGCAUUCAUCAUUCAUCCAGCGCUCUUGUGCCUCGAUAUUCCAUACGGCCGACAGUAUGAGCAGUAAGGGAGACUUCGCCGCCGUCAGGCGUGAUAUCGCUGCCCAGAUGAAGCAGCCUGGGUACGAUGAUGGAAGCGCAGGCCCUGUCUUCGUCCGGCUCGCAUGGCAUUCUGCAGGUACAUAUGACAUUGAGAGCGACACGGGAGGCUCGAACGGCGCUGGCAUGCGCUACGAGGCAGAGGGAGGAGACCCAGCCAACGCCGGACUGCAGCAUGGCCGCGCAUUUCUCGAGCCCAUCAAGGCCAAACACCCCUGGAUCACAUACUCCGACCUCUGGACGCUCGCCGGCGUCGUUGCCAUCAAGGAGAUGGGCGGCCCCGAGAUAAGCUGGCUGCCCGGCCGGACAGACUUCGUGGACGACUCCAAGGUGCCUCCUCGCGGCCGUCUUCCCGAUGCCACCAAGGGCAGCGACCAUAUCCGACACAUCUUCUACCGCAUGGGCUUCAACGACCAGGAGAUCGUGGCUCUCUCCGGCGCCCACAACCUGGGUCGCACGCACAUGGACCGCAGCGGCUUCGAGGGGCCCUGGGUCAACAACCCAACCCGGUUCUCAAACCAGUACUUCCGGCUGCUCAAGAAGCUCGAGUGGAAGCCUCGCACGCUCUCGAACGGGACGAAGCAGUUCAACUACGUCGACGAGGACGUGCCUGAGGAGGAGCGCGAGGAGCCGCUCAUGAUGCUGCCGACGGACAUGGCCCUGCUCUCGGACCCCGAGUUCGCGAUGUGGGUGGACAAGUACGCCGAGGACAAGGAGCUCUUCUUCGACCACUUCUCCAAGGCCUUCCACAAGCUGAUGGAGCUGGGCAUCAAGCGCAACGCGCAGGGCGAGGUCAUCAACACCGACAACGUCCGCGGCGGAUACAUCUCUGCGCCCAAGAAGAGCGACCGGCCAACCGCGCCAGACCAGGCUCCCAGGGCUCAUCUGUAG
Molecule: messenger RNA, 1668 nt
Organism: Trichophyton verrucosum HKI 0517
Lineage: Eukaryota; Fungi; Ascomycota; Eurotiomycetes; Onygenales; Arthrodermataceae
Product: bifunctional catalase-peroxidase Cat2
Exons: 4
Coding region: 1-1668 (555 amino acids)
Biological process (GO): hydrogen peroxide catabolic process; cellular response to oxidative stress; response to reactive oxygen species
Molecular function (GO): peroxidase activity; heme binding
Source: RefSeq, a predicted model, not a curated record